AUGGCUACCACUGAGGCCCCUGUCCCUUCUGGGCACUUCACCCAGAUCAAAGAGCAGAAGUUGAAGACUGGAGACCUAGAGGAGGAAAAGGAGGAGGGUGGGGUCCAACGAGUGGAAGCCCAGGAGGAGGCUGUGACGGAGGCAGAGGCGGAGGACAGCUGCCUGCAGCUGGAUACCUUACCCCAGGAGCUGCCUUCAAGGGUGGAGAGUGACAGGCGGAUCCUGACCCUGCAAGCCGUGCACCUGGCGUCCCAGGAUCUGCACCUCCAGGGGCUGGCAUGGCUGAGCGUGACGCACUCCGAGGAGCUUCCAGAGACCGUGCCACAGGCGGAAGGCAUACUGCAGUUGCCAUCCGUGCUGUGGUUCGACCCAGAGCCCCAUCUCAGCCUUCAGCACUGCGUGACGGUCAGCAUCCCUGAAGAGCUGUACCCACCAGAGGAGCUGGAGCUGAUGCAUUUCCACCUGCUGAGAGAGAACGUGCCCGAGGCUGAGGAGGACCAGGAGUUAACGCCAGACUUGGACGAAAGCACAGCCCUGAAGAAGCCCGAAGAAGAUGAAAAGGACCAGCUCCCGCCCCAGGGAGGGACAGACAAGAAAGAAGAGAGAUUCCUCUUUGUGGAAAUGGAACCAAAAGAAGGGAAAGACGACAUCGUUCUGACCAUUUCCCGGCUAAGCCUAGAAGAAGAACCGCAAGAUCCGCCCGAGGCAAAGCAGACGAAUGUGCCGCAGAGAGCCAAAGCCUCGAAACCAAAACCACGAAGGCAGAGCAAGGGAGAACCUCGCACCUUCAAGUGCGACAGCUGCCCGUUCGCUUCUUCCAAACUCUCAACUUUCAAUCGUCACAUCAAGAUCCACAGCGACGAGAGGCCACACCUGUGCCACCUGUGCCUGAAGGCCUUCCGGACCGUCACUCUCCUCAGAAACCACCUCAACACCCACACAGGAACCAGACCCUACAAGUGCGAGGACUGUGACAUGGCGUUUGUCACCAGUGGAGAACUCGUCCGGCACAGGCGUUACAAACACACUCAUGAGAAGCCCUUCAAGUGCUCCCUGUGCAAGUAUGCCAGCGUCGAGGCAAGCAAGCUGAAGCGACACAUCCGCUCACACACGGGCGAACGCCCCUUCCAGUGUCACCAGUGUGAUUACGCCAGCAGGGACACCUACAAGCUGAAGCGCCACAUGCGGACACACUCAGGUGAGAAGCCGUAUGAAUGUCCCACCUGUCACUCCCGGUUCACCCAGAGUGGGACCAUGAAAAUCCAUAUGUCGCAGAAGCAUGGCGAGAAUGUGCCCAAACAUGAGUGUCCCCACUGUGCCACCAUCAUUGCGAGGAAGAGCGACCUGCGUGUCCAUCUGCGCAACCUGCACAGCCACAGCCCCGAGGAGGUCAAGUGCAGGUACUGCCCCGCCGGCUUCCACGAGCGCUAUGCCCUCCUCCAGCACCAGAGGACGCACAAGAACGAGAAGAAGUUCAAGUGCAAACAGUGCGAUUACGCGUGCAAGCAGGAGCGAUGCCUGACGGCGCACAUGCGCACGCACACGGGAGAGAAGCCCUUCUCCUGCCCGACCUGCAACAAACACUUCCGACAGAAGCAGCUGCUUACCGUGCACCUGAGGAAGUACCACGACCCCAGCUUUGUCUCCAGCGUGCACCUCUGCCUCAAGUGUGACAAAGGUUUCUCCCGCUGGAGUAACCUUCAGAGACACAGAAAGAAGUGUGACCCAGAGCCAGUGAUGAGGACACAGGCCUCGGAGGGAGGAGCAGGACGUGACGACGAUAUUGUCAUCCAGGAGAGUGCCACCUCAGGGGAGCAGGCUCCCGGCCACCAAGGAGAAAGUGCAAUGGGGAACCAGAGCCCGGACCAAGGCCUGACCUGCGAGAUGAUCUUUAACAUGAUGGAUAAGUGA
Molecule: messenger RNA, 1911 nt
Organism: Apodemus sylvaticus (European woodmouse)
Lineage: Eukaryota; Metazoa; Chordata; Mammalia; Rodentia; Muridae
Gene: Ctcfl
Product: CCCTC-binding factor like
Exons: 10
Coding region: 1-1911 (636 amino acids)
Cellular component (GO): nucleus
Source: RefSeq, a predicted model, not a curated record